Molecule: messenger RNA, 945 nt
Organism: Coffea eugenioides
Lineage: Eukaryota; Viridiplantae; Streptophyta; Magnoliopsida; Gentianales; Rubiaceae
Exons: 1
Coding region: 1-945 (314 amino acids)
Biological process (GO): telomere maintenance; DNA repair
Molecular function (GO): DNA helicase activity
Source: RefSeq, a predicted model, not a curated record
AUGUUAACAGAAUUCUUUUACAUGAAUUCUACUGAUUCUCUAGCUCAGAACCUCAAAUGCACUUACAAAGAGUUUCCUGAACAUUUUGUCUGGUAUCCAGGAAGGAGAAGAUGGGAGCCAAGAAAACAGAAAGAUUCUAUAGGCAGGAUAGUGAUAGCAAGUCCAAUGGAAGGAGAACGAUACUUCCUCAGAUUGCUUCUUACACAUGUCAACAAUCCAACUUCAUUUGAUGAUUUGAGAACAAUAAAUGGAGCAUAUGUACAUACUUUUCGCGAGACAUCAAUUCUAAGAGGUUACUUUGAGUCUGAUAAGUCACAAGAACAAUGUCUCAAAGAAGCAAGUUUGUAUCAGAUGCCAUAUAAUUUAAGUAGAUUAUUUGCGACUCUGCUUGUUCAUUUUCCUCAUUCAAAUCCAAGGUAUCUUUGGGAGCAAUUUGAGAAGCCAUUAUCCGAAGAUAUCAGCAGAAUUUCACAAAUAUCAGUUGGUCAGAUUCGUUUGCAGGUAUUAUGCCAAAUAAAUGAGUUUCUGCAAUCAAUGGAAAAAGACAUUAAUCAAUAUGCUUUAGUUCCAAAUACCAUGUAUUUUGAUAGCUUGAACAAAAAUACUAGUGAUACAAUAGCUGAAACAAGAAUCUCUGUACCAGAGCAUGACCUAUUAGCAAUUAAACAACUAAAUACUGAUCAGAAAAAAGCUUUUGACAUUAUCAUGAAUGCAGUUUUUGUUCACAAGAAAGGAACCUUCUUCAUUGAUGGACCAGGUGGAAUAGGAAAAACAUUCUUGUAUCGAGCACUACUAGCAGAGAUCAGGUCAAAAGGAUACAUAGCUCUUGCUACAACAUCCUGUGGAGUUGCGGCUUCGAUUCUGCCAGGUGGAAGGACAGCUCACUCAAGAUUCAAGAUACCAAUUGGUGGAACAGCAGAUAAGCAAUGUAGAGUUAGUAAAUAA